Sphaeroforma arctica JP610 is the source of this 552-nucleotide messenger RNA. RefSeq lists its product as hypothetical. The record is from RefSeq and is a predicted model, not a curated record. The coding region runs from base 1 to 552 and encodes 183 amino acids. Lineage: Eukaryota; Ichthyosporea; Ichthyophonida. The transcript is spliced from 2 exons.
AUGUCAAUCGCUAGUAAGCAGGCCGAUGAGAGAACACCCCCAGGACGGUGGACCAAGGGGCUGGCCGUGUUCUACAAAGAAUGUAUCAUGCGCCGGCGGCACCACAAUUGGCAUAUCCGCCAGAACAAACUAUGUGGCAUAUCCAACCGGAUCCUCACUACAGUUGACACACUGGCUAUCUCCUGGAGACCGGUUCUCCCUGUGCUCACCCUUGGAACUUCACAUGGCUAUGCAUUCCACUUACAGUCUUCCAGUGUAGUCAACUAUCCAGCACAACAAUCCUUCCAGGUCCACGACAACACCUACCUACGGGGAAGUUCACCAAUAGUACCCACCUCCGUGGUACGGAUCGGGUCUGCGCCGUGUAAUGCCGCGGAAUGGGUUAGUGCAGAGUACGAAAUACCGAGAAGGACCAGGUUAUCCGUCAUAAUCCGGUCGAGAAACGAGGAUGGGGGUAAGCCAAUGCCGCACCAGACCAAGGAUGAAUUCGGUAUGCGUUGGCUGGCCUGGAUCGGAAGUAUCAUAGUCGGAACCAACAAGCGCGAUGAUUAG